Molecule: messenger RNA, 504 nt
Organism: Rotaria sp. Silwood2
Lineage: Eukaryota; Metazoa; Rotifera; Eurotatoria; Philodinida; Philodinidae
Source: the annotation of a GenBank genome assembly
AUGACUUUCUUUGGAAAUACUGAAUAUGAUUUCACGAUGUUCGGUGAAACAGUCAAUGUACCAAAUGCUGACAUUGCCCGAAUUAUGUACUAUUUGGAUUGUGUAUGUACCGUCAUUGAUUAUAAUGAUAAUGAUAUUCGUCGAUAUCGAAACUAUUUAAAUUGGAGAAAUAUGUCGGAUGAAGAAGAUCGAUUCAUCUUUCUACUAGCUUUGGCACUUUCACCGGAUGAAUUAGAAGACAAGGUCUUUUUUAAUGCACCAUCACUGUGUCCUGAUAGCAAUAAUCAAUUUUACGAAAUUGGUCAAGUAAGAAAUCAAUUAAUGAUUGUUCAAUCGAUCGUUAUUGGUGGUCGAUCACGACAAGUAAAAAGAAUUAUGGCUUAUGAGCAGGUUUGGAUGCGUAGAAAUUACUAUGAACCAAUGCAACGGCUUGCAAUUCGAUUUAGUCCAGAAAGACAACGCCAAGAGGCACUUAUGAGAGCAAUGACUUGCAUUAUUUCUUAA